Gorilla gorilla gorilla (western lowland gorilla) is the source of this 614-nucleotide messenger RNA. RefSeq names its product PIGB opposite strand 1 (gene PIGBOS1). The transcript has a single exon. The record is from RefSeq and is a predicted model, not a curated record. Lineage: Eukaryota; Metazoa; Chordata; Mammalia; Primates; Hominidae. The coding region runs from base 1 to 165 and encodes 54 amino acids.
AUGUUUAGGAGAUUGACUUUUGCACAACUGCUUUUUGCCACUGUCCUUGGAAUUGCUGGAGGAGUAUAUAUUUUUCAACCAGUAUUUGAACAGUAUGCCAAAGAUCAGAAGGAAUUAAAAGAAAAGGUGCAGUUGGUACAAGAAUCAGAAGAGAAGAAAAGUUAAUACUACAUGGAGUUAGGCCGGGCGCAGUGGCUCACGCCUGUAAUCCCAGCACUUUGGGAGGCCGAGGCGGGUGGAUCAGGUGGUCAGGAGUUCAAGACCAGCCUGACCAACAUGGUGAAACCCUGUCUCUACUAAAAAUACAAAAAUCAGCCAGGCUUGGUGGCAUGCGCCUGUAAUCCCAGCUACUUGGGAGGCUGAGGCAGGAGCAUCACUGGAACCUGGGAGGCAGAGGUGGCAGUGAGUCAAGAUCACGCUGCUGCACUCCAGCCUGGGUGACAGAGCGAGACUCCAUCUAAAAAAACAAAAAGCAAAAAAAACCCACAAAUACCUCAUGGAGAUGAGCCGUAAUAAUUGCUUAAAGUUCCAUUUAAUUAUGUUAACUCUAAAUAAUCUAGCAAAAACAUAGAUGUACUUAAAAAUAAAUCAUGGAUAAUGAUUUUUUAACCUAA